GUGUGGUUAGGGUUGUUUAGUUUGUGUAAAACGGGCAGAGUUUUGGGGGAGUAGGAAUUUUUCUUUUCGGUGUCUGAAAAGAAAGAGGAGGAGCGCAACGGUAGAAGGUGGGAGGCUAAACCAGCUCACUCAGGGCCGUCUGGUGUUACGGUAUAGUGUUGGGAGCUGAAAAUUAAGAGCAGCAGCAGUAGCAAUUAAAGCAAUUCAAAAUGAGUAAAGUGCAUGGAUCAUUGGCUCGAGCAGGGAAGGUGAGGGGGCAGACGCCCAAGGUUGCCAAGCAAGACAAAAAGAAGAAGCCCAGAGGCCGUGCCCACAAACGCAUGCAGUACAACCGCCGUUUUGUUACUGCCGUGGUUGGAUUUGGGAAGAAAAGAGGUCCAAACUCUUCGGAGAAGUAAUUGAUUAGGUGUAUUAUGAUGGAGGAAAAUGAAUCAGACCUGGAAGUAGAUCUCCUUUGGUGAAGGCUUUCAUUAAUGUAGGAAAUUUCAAAUUUGUAUUUGAGGGUGGUUUUUGUUAUUCAAAAUACUUUAUCUUGAACGUAUUGCUCUGGAAGGACAGAUGCAUAAUUUUUUGGCGCCUUUUAAUUGUAACAAGUACUUUCAGUUAAUGAAAAUGAAAAAAAUGUGAUAUUAAUUUUUA
Molecule: messenger RNA, 639 nt
Organism: Cryptomeria japonica (Japanese cedar)
Lineage: Eukaryota; Viridiplantae; Streptophyta; Pinopsida; Cupressales; Cupressaceae
Product: small ribosomal subunit protein eS30z/eS30y/eS30x
Exons: 5
Coding region: 210-398 (62 amino acids)
Biological process (GO): translation
Cellular component (GO): cytosolic small ribosomal subunit; ribosome
Molecular function (GO): structural constituent of ribosome
Source: RefSeq, a predicted model, not a curated record